AUGAUUGUAGCAAUAGCGCUAUGUGAUUUCUCUUAGGAAAUUAUGAAUUAUUCAUAAAAAGCUUCAUAGGAAAAUAAAUCUCAGAAAACUGAAGAUUAAAUGAAAGCAUAAAAUGAAGAUUCUCCAAAAAUAAAAGAAGAUUCUGAAAAUAAUUCAUAAUAGCAAUCAAUUAAAUUAGAUGAAACUCAAGGAAAAGAUGAAAAAGCUAACGAAUAAAAUGAAAAUAAUAAAGAAAAAAAGGAAUAGGAUAACUUAAAUAGUAUAGAAUAAAAUAAAUAAAGUUAAAAUGACACUCCAGAUUUAAAAGAAGCCUAAAAUGAUGAAUAAAAGAAAGAUGUAGACUAACAAAGCUAGAAUGAAUAGCAGAAUUAAACUAAAUAAGAACAAAAUGAAACUUAAUAAUAAGAUAAUUAAACUUAAUAAAUGCAAUAUCUGAGCUUCAAAAAAGAUGAUAGAAUUAUUGUUAAAUAUCAACAUCCAAACGGAUGGUGGUGGGGUUGCUAGUUGGGAAUUCGCGACCCUAAAGAUGGUUAUUUUCCUAGCUCUUAUGUAAAAUUUAGUCACUAAAUAGGAGACGAUUUUGAUGACAGUGAAAAAUAAAUAGGUGAGCACGAAAUAGAAAAUAUGGGAUGGAAUGAGUAUGCUUAAUAUGCUAAAAAAAAUGCAUUUGAUUAAGAAGUUGAUUAAUAGUAUGAAAAAUUUAUUAAUGAGUCUGUUGAUAAAAAAGAAUAAGAUUUACAGAAAUAUUUAAAUCCAGGAAUCAAAGGCUAUAAAAAAGUUAAAAUUGAUCCUUCUCAAUAGGAUUCCUAUAAAAAUAUAUAAGGAUCUUACUUCAGCUAAGAAGGAGAUGCUGUUUACAUACCAAUCAAAAGUUAAGAUCCUCUUGAUAGAGCAUAUAGAUAGCUUAAUCACUAUUUUAAUUACGAUUCGUGGAAUGAUUAAAUGAAUUAACAAAGACAAUCCAAAUCUAAACCAAACCCAAACAAAAAAAAAGAAAAAAAUGAAAAUAAAUUCCUUCAAAAAAUAAAAUGA
This is a messenger RNA of Tetrahymena thermophila SB210, 1032 nucleotides long. Its product is annotated as SH3 domain protein. The record is from RefSeq and is a predicted model, not a curated record. The transcript has a single exon. Gene Ontology annotation, molecular function: protein binding. Lineage: Eukaryota; Ciliophora; Oligohymenophorea; Hymenostomatida; Tetrahymenidae.